AUGGUGGUACUCGAAACCUACCUCAUCCUCGUCUUCGGCGAUAUUCCUGCCGUUUCCCUCGUUCUCCGCAUGAAGGGGCACAAUGGCUACAGUCCAUGUCGUAUGUGCCAUAUAACAGGAGUCCCCAGUCUCGAGGACAAGUCCCGUGUCCUCUACGUCCCACUGGACCGAUCGUCGCAUCCCAAGGUCCUCGAGACUCCUGACGACCAUGUUGCUGCUUACGACCCGCUGGAUCUUCCCCUCCGUACGCAUACGGAUUUCAUGGCGCAGGCGAAGGAGGUUCAGGCUGCUACAACAAACGCAGAAGCAGAGGCACUAUCCCGCGAGUAUGGCAUCAAAGGCAUCCCCGCUCUCUCCCACCUCCCCUCCCUGACUCUACCCGAUUGUGCUCCUUACGAUCUCAUGCACCUCAUCUUCGAGAACCUCCUCCCUAACCUUAUCAAGCAUUGGACAGGCGAGUUCAAGGGCCUCGACGAUGGGAAGGAGGCGUACCAGUUCACGCAGGCGAUCUGGGAAGCUAUCGGUCUCGAUACUGCCAAUGCAGGCCAGUACUAUCCCUCCGCCUAUGGUCCUCGGGUGCCCAACAUCGCUCUGGACCGGUCGAACUUCUCGGCGGAGAUGGCUUCGUUCUGGAUGUCGUACAUCGGCCCUGUGGUCCUCAAGCGCCGCUUUUCGAAGCCCAAAUACUACAAGCACUUUGUCGACCUUGUCUGCCUCAUCAACAAGUGCCUGCAGUUCGAAAUCACCACAGAUGAGAUUCACGAAGUACGAGAAGGCUUCAAGGAGUGGGUCGUAGCCUACGAGCGUAUCUACUACCAGCAUGACCCGCGUCGCUUGUCAGCGUGCCCCCUUACGAUCCACGCGCUGCUCCACAUCGCCGACAGCAUCGAGAAUAUGGGUCCCGCCUGGUGCUACUGGGCCUUCCCUAUGGAGCGCUAUUGUGGUGCUCUUCAACCUGCGAUUAAGAGCCGUCGCUUCCCCUACGCCUCCCUCGACCGCUUCGUCGUUGAAUGCGCCCAACUUGAGCAGAUCAACGCGAUCUACGGUACUGCAGACGAGAUGGCACUACGUGCUCCUCGAAACAAGAUUCCGCAAGGCGCGUAUGCGCCAGCUGCCUGUACGUUAUGACUUGUACAUCCUUCGGGUCAAUACUAGUUAAGUGGCCCCCGGGGCGAUAUACGAGACCUGCCUUGUUGAGACAAGCCAUCCACUAUCUGAGGCCGUGAGGUGCUGCGCCGCCGCCCGCGCGUGGCGACCACAGCACGGGCAUAGGAGGGACGGGCAGACGACGUGGGUGACGUAGUGGUGUUGAGGACGAGACACGUACUGUGGGUGCGCUGGAUGGCCGGACCAGCAGAGCGGCCCGCCUCAGAGUGGUCU
Molecule: messenger RNA, 1380 nt
Organism: Schizophyllum commune H4-8
Lineage: Eukaryota; Fungi; Basidiomycota; Agaricomycetes; Agaricales; Schizophyllaceae
Exons: 3
Coding region: 1-1128 (375 amino acids)
Source: RefSeq, a predicted model, not a curated record